AUGCGCUUCUCCGCCUCCGUCCUCAUCGCCCUCGUCGGCGCCGCCGUUGCCGCUCCCACCUCUGUCCUCCCGACCGGCGACUCCCCCGUCACCGGCCUCCUCGGCGGCAGCGACCUCGUCGGCGAGCUCACCGGCGUCGUCAGCCAGGUCGAGAACGGCCUCGGCGUCGACGACCUCGAGAAGAAGCUCGACACCCUCCUGGGCUCCACCAUGGCCAAGGUCGAGACUGCGCUUAACCAGCCCCUCGCCCACAAGCUCCUCGCCCAGGUCCAGAACGGCCUCCCUCCCCAGAUCGUCGGCGCCGUCGGCCAGGCCCUCGCGCUCGUCGAGCAGGGCGUCGCCAUCCAGACUGUCGACGCCUACGUCAAGGGUAUGACCGACGGCGCCGUGCCCUCCCUCGAGAAGGCCAUUGGUGUUUCCGACAUUCAAAAGGUGCUCCAGAUCUAA
Molecule: messenger RNA, 447 nt
Organism: Akanthomyces muscarius
Lineage: Eukaryota; Fungi; Ascomycota; Sordariomycetes; Hypocreales; Cordycipitaceae
Exons: 2
Coding region: 1-447 (148 amino acids)
Source: RefSeq, a predicted model, not a curated record